Molecule: messenger RNA, 804 nt
Organism: Durusdinium trenchii
Lineage: Eukaryota; Dinophyceae; Suessiales; Symbiodiniaceae
Source: the annotation of a GenBank genome assembly
AUGGACCAAUGGCCAGGGGCUCCAUCGGUGUACUUCGGCACCACCGGGUCGGGCGCGGCACGGUUGACGGACGAAGGCGCCCGGGUGGGGCGCAAACGUUCCAAGGUGGGUGUGGGCUACUCGGCAGUGGUGCAGCAAUUCGUGGAGCAGAUCAAGCAGUACACCGAGCAAUGGGAGAACAAAGACGAGAGCAACAACUUUGAUCAGCGACACGACCUCGAGUUGGCGAGGAAGUCGGUCUAUCCCAUUGUGGAGGCGGAGCUGAGAGCCCUGGUGGAUGACCAGAUGAGGGAGGAGCUCGCAAACCUGAAACUGCUCUAUGACGAGGUGAAGAAGAAAAAGAAGCCGCCCAAACUCAAGAAGCCGAAGAAGCCGAAGCCACCAAAGAAGUGGUGUGCGGCGGUCGGCAUGAUCACGAACCGCGAAGACUGCGUGCCAGACCUAGUGGAGCAAGGUAUUCUGAAGAAGGUCACGCCCUCCAAGCUAGAGGACUUCCUCGGAGAGUACCACUUCUUGGGUGCCAUGCAACGCAGCCCGCAGUACACCUUUUGCCCUCCGCCUUCAGCGCAGAUGAUCAGGUCGUUGCUGGUCGAGCACUGCGUUCUUCCCUUGGCACAGACGGACAUCCGUCAGAAGGCGCCAAAGAAUCUGACUGCAAGGUCUUUGCUGCUCUAUGGACCCAAGGGCAGUGGUAAGUCGAUGCUGGCGAGGGCCAUUGCAGCAGAGACAGGUGCCAGCCAUGCUAAGGGUGGUGGGGUCAGUGUUCAACAACCUUGGAGAUGUCAUUGUUUCAAUUCUAUGUAG